GCCUCUCUUCCUAAGAACCAAAACAAGGAAGGAGUAGGAAACAUGUGAAGCAGCGAUGUUAGCACUGGAUAGUUUAUACUUUAUACACUGACUGAUUUUAUUUACUUAAAAUACACAAAUUACGUGAAGUAAUAUUUUAACGAGUCGUAUAAUUUCGUAAUUCUUGUUGUAUUAAUAGGAGUGUGGAUAUUUUGGGCUAAGAAUGGUUGUUAGCUAGCUAGUAAUUAGCUCAUUUGAAAUGCUGUAGCAGUAAUAGCAUGAGUUAACGGUGAGGCAGUUUCUCUGGAUGUUUUCGGAGUAAUGUCAGUGUAGAUGAAGGAGAGAGAGGAUGAAGUGGUUCCGGUGUCCAGCUCGACACGGUUAUGCGGUGGAAAUGUCCCCGUUUCUCCCCAACACACUGGCCUGCGCUACAGCUCAGUAUUACGGCAUAGCAGGAUGUGGAACGCUGCUGGUGCUGGAGCAGAGGGAAGCGGAUAUUGUGCUCAUGAGAAGCUUUGACUGGAACGAUGGGCUCUUUGAUGUGACGUGGAGCGAGAACAACGAGCAUGUGCUGGUGACCGGAGCUGGUGAUGGCUCACUGCAGAUAUGGGACACAGCCAACCCACAGGGGCCUAUCCGAGUACUGAAGGAGCACAGUCAAGAGGUGUAUGCAGUGGAUUGGAGCCAGACACGGACCGAGAACCUGGUGGUGUCAGGAUCCUGGGAUCACACCGCCAAAGUGUGGGAUCCAGAACACCCUCAGUCCGUGUGCACACUUCAGGGUCACGAGGGAGUCGUGUACAGCACCAUCUGGUCUCCACACAUCCCAGCCUGCUUCGCCUCAACCUCAGGAGAUGGCACGCUGAGAGUUUGGGACGUGAAAGCAGGCUCGUGUCGACUGGCCAUUCCGGCACACAAAGCCGAGAUCCUUAGCUGUGAUUGGUGCAAAUAUGACCAGAAUGUGUUGGCGACGGGAGCCGUUGACUGCAGCGUGUGUGUGUGGGAUCUGCGAAACGUCCGCCAGCCUGUAGCUCAAAUGCUGGGCCACUCCUAUGCCAUCCGGAGAGUAAAGUUCUCCCCAUUCUGCAAGACCGUGCUGGCGUCCUGCUCCUAUGACUUCACAGUCAGGGUCUGGGAUUUCUCCAGGAGUCCGCCGCUGCUCGACACCAUGGAGCACCACUCGGAGUUCGUGUGCGGCCUGGACUUCAACCUGCACAUCCCCAACCAGGUGGUGGACUGUUCCUGGGAUGAGACGGUAAAAAUCUACACCCCUCCAUGUCUGGCUGCUAUGCAACCCAGCUCGGCGUAAAGAGAAGAUAACGUCCUGACUGCAGCGGGGCUUUGAGUCUACAGGAUUGCCACUGCACUCUUCCUAAAGGAGGAAAAUUCCCCAUGUGACAAAUGCAGUGUGAAACAGACUCAGGAAAGCUGCUGAUGAGUUUUAGAGUGCAGAGGGUUUAGCAAAACAAGUCUUCUUAUCAGCGUGAACUUGAAACCUGGUCUUGUAGUCAGUGUGGAAAUCUGUGUGUAGCGUAAAGUUCCUCCAGAAAGACCCUUCACUGGUCCACAUGCAGGUUCAGAGUCCUUGAUGAAGGUUGAUGCUAAGCUGGGUGAAAUCAUGUUGGCUCCUUUUAGGUGAUACACAUAUGAUAUGUAGACUCCUAAUGACUGAUCCAUGAAAUCAGUGUCAUGUAGGGAAAGUGACUAAUCCAAAUAACAAUUAAAGAUUUCUAAUUUCUAAAUAAAUUGGUAGAUAUUCAUCAUAUUUGUGUGGCGGCCUGGGAAAACCUUUCGCACAGUAAAAUUUUGAUAUUUUCUGCUACAUAUUCUUCUAAAACCUACAGACUUACUUGAACUGAAAUGUGUUUCUCUUUUGCAUGUAUCUCAAUCGGAAGUUUUCAAGUCUGGAGCAUGGCGGACAUUUUGACAGCAGGUGUCUGAUUAUAAAUCGAACUGAUUAGGCUUAUGUCUGUUUUUGCUGUGGCACGUAGCUAUACAACAACUUAAUCAAAGUGUGACAUUCACACAAGGUUUUAGACGUCUUCAUCAAGGUUUUUAUCCACAGUUUUUCUUCACAGUUCACAAAUCAGAGCCAUUAAGAGCCACUAACAGGAACCAUAGGGUUUUAGUUUAGCACUGCUUUUCACGCAGGGAAAACUGAGCAGCUCAGGCCUACAAAUAAAGACUCGGAUCUUGGCUUUGAUUGUUGAUUGUGAUCGUAAAUGUAUGUGUGGCUAGAGCAAGUUUUCCCUUUUAUUGAUUUUCUGCUACAACACCGCAGGCAGUUGUCCUGUAUUAGGAAGUUAAAUUGACUCUUGAUCCAACAGGAUGCUUGCAGAAAGCCUAGGCAAGAGUCAAAGGAAAAUAAAAACAUUUCCACAUAAUUGUGGUGAACUAUAUUUAUACUUUCUUAAAGUUGUGGUAUCAGCAUAUGCGCAAAAAUGAACUUUUUUUUUUUUUUUUCAUCUUUUUUGGUUGUUUGCUAGAAUUCAGCCACAGCAACAUCUAACAGGUUUUCCCAGACCGGCACACAUUUAUAAAUCAGAUGCCUGUACUGGCUUUAAAAUAAAAAUCCUGCUCUUUGUGUUUAUUUCUAAUGGAUGAAAAAUCGAGGGUCUUGGAUGUGUUUAAAGCUAAAAUAAUAAUAAUAAUAAUAAUAAUAAUAAUAAAUAAAAGUAAAUUUA
Messenger RNA from Pangasianodon hypophthalmus (striped catfish), 2663 nucleotides. RefSeq names its product peroxisomal biogenesis factor 7 (gene pex7). The coding region runs from base 329 to 1288 and encodes 319 amino acids. The transcript is spliced from 10 exons. The record is from RefSeq and is a predicted model, not a curated record. Lineage: Eukaryota; Metazoa; Chordata; Actinopteri; Siluriformes; Pangasiidae. Gene Ontology annotation, biological process: protein import into peroxisome matrix. Gene Ontology annotation, cellular component: cytosol; peroxisomal matrix. Gene Ontology annotation, molecular function: protein binding.